UUCUUUGUCAAACUGUAUGAAAUUACGAAGAUGUGCUUAAGAUACAUUUUCAAAUAGUUCUCGGAAAUGUAUCUAGGUAUCCUUCGUUAAAUAUAUAUUUUAAGCAGGACUAUAUGUUUGAUGUACAGUGCGGAGGGAGACAAACAGUGCAGCAGUCAGUGGUGCAGCUGGUGUACGUCUAGCGCUCAGUGUGCUCUACGUCAUUUUCAUGCGUCCUCUAACCAUAUCAACACAGCUCUCAUGCCUGCUCUAAAUACAUUAUUAUGAUUCAUAUUCAACCUCAUUGAGUACAGUUAUAUCAUAUGAUUGACGGCGGAGUAUAGACAUGUGAUACUGUAAUACGUAUGAUUUAUUAAGUUAAUGCUACAGUGAUGGAUAAUGAUGAAGAUCUGGAGACUCUGGGAGAGAAACUGUAUGAUCUGAUAUAUCCUAAAUACACUGAGAUGACAGCUAAACUUACAGGCAUGCUGCUGGAGUUACCUAUUUCUGUUGUAUCUCAGAUGUUGUAUGAUGAAGCUCUGCUGAAUAAAGCACUGGAAAGAGCACUGACCGCUCUCACGUCAUUGGACAGCAGUGAACCUGUGUCUCACACUGAUGAUGCGGCGUCUGUGUCCUCCGACUCUCUGGGUGAACAGCUGUUUGACCUCAUUGACCUCUACAACACUGGACACACACAGAAAAUAACAGGCAUGUUAUUGGAGCAGAAGAAGGGGGCGGUGCUUCAGCUGCUGUCGGAUCAUUCGCUUCUCGAGGAACAAGUCAAGAUCGCCUUAAAAACCUUGCAGGAGCAGGGUGACGAAGCGACAGAUGUGAGUGACAGCUCUGAUCCAGGGGAAGUGGAAUCCAUUGGCAUGCUGCUGGAAAUGGAUUCUGAAAUGCUGAAACAGAUUCUGUCUGACCGGAGUAUGUUGGAAAUCGCAGUUCACAGAGCAAAAAGUGCACUGGAGGGCGCUUUGAAGCCAACACAUACAGAAAUGUCAGAAUGAGGCUUGGAAUCUCUGCAGACCACGUGACCGCAAGAAACGUGGGACUUUGAGGUCUAGAUUGCUGUAUUUUUUACUUUUAUACAAGACAUUGUUUACAUGGAUUUUUGCCACUUUUUUUAAAUAUGUAAAGUGGAGAGAAAGGGGAAACUGUGUCAGAAUACAUCACCGGCUGGAUUCAAACCUCCUUCACCUGCAUGAGCACCUCAGCUAAAAGCAUCUAGAGCAUGUGCAUUAACCACUAGGUCAUGGCUUUGACAUUCCAGAGCUAUCCACACAUUUUUACGAGCAUGUUUACAAUCUUUUCAUGAUUUGUGCCAUAAUCCGCCAUCAUUAAUUUUUUUCCAUAGUUUAGUUCAGAAUAAUAUAUUUGUCUGUAAAUAAUAAAAUUAUGAAAAGCUUCA
Carassius gibelio (silver crucian carp) is the source of this 1387-nucleotide messenger RNA. RefSeq lists its product as uncharacterized. NCBI's taxonomy places the organism in Eukaryota, Metazoa, Chordata, Actinopteri, Cypriniformes, Cyprinidae. The record is from RefSeq and is a predicted model, not a curated record. Gene Ontology annotation, cellular component: nucleus. Gene Ontology annotation, biological process: protein polyubiquitination; regulation of double-strand break repair. The transcript is spliced from 7 exons. Gene Ontology annotation, molecular function: RNA binding. Bases 372 to 986 code for a protein of 204 amino acids.